AUGCCUGUGAUUAGGCGUGCUGCAGAUGCUCUAUCAGCAGGAGGUGGCCAGGUGGCGGUGCUGCGUGGUGGCAAUCUGCCGCAUGUUGCAUUCAACAACACCAGUAGCAGCAGCAGCAACAACAACAACAACUUGCGCAGCAGCAACAACAAUAAUGCUGGCAUCGGCAGCAGCACCAACAGCGACGGCAGCAGCAGCAACAACGACAAUACUUUGGGUUUUGGCUGCGAUUCCGGUUUUCAAAGCGGAAAUAACAAUGAACAAGAACAAUUUAUGAAUGAUAAUCAUCAUCAUCACCAUCAUCAUUACCAUCAUCAUUAUCAUCAUCAUGACGGCGAUGGCAAAGGCGAUAACGAUAAUGAUAACAUUACCGAUGUUGCUACUGCUAUUGCUGCUGCUGGCGCCAGUGGCGAC
This is a messenger RNA of Drosophila arizonae, 414 nucleotides long. RefSeq lists its product as uncharacterized. The record is from RefSeq and is a predicted model, not a curated record. Lineage: Eukaryota; Metazoa; Arthropoda; Insecta; Diptera; Drosophilidae.